Conger conger (European conger) is the source of this 3974-nucleotide messenger RNA. It is a transcript of the gene st14a, whose product is annotated as ST14 transmembrane serine protease matriptase a. Lineage: Eukaryota; Metazoa; Chordata; Actinopteri; Anguilliformes; Congridae. The record is from RefSeq and is a predicted model, not a curated record. Gene Ontology annotation, cellular component: membrane. The transcript is spliced from 19 exons. Gene Ontology annotation, molecular function: protein binding; serine-type endopeptidase activity. The coding region runs from base 380 to 2914 and encodes 844 amino acids. Gene Ontology annotation, biological process: proteolysis; acrosome reaction.
AAGACUUCGCCCUCUCAGUCACACAGAUAAACGACCUCGCCAGGUAACCUACUUUUUGUUAGUGGACAGCAUUUUUAUUAUUUUAAUACGCGUCGCUUUCAGAUUAGGUUUUCUGUAUAUUUUCUGUAAGAGAGAAAACAUUUUAUUUCCAGAAGUUUAUUUUACGGAACCCAUUUAACCCCCCUACAUUUGUGUUUUUGUGUGGGUGUACCUGCGAAUCACCUGCAGUCGACAACAACAGCGACAAUUAUUUAGGAAACAAAGGGCCUUUGGUGGAAUUUGUCAGGAGCAGCGAGAAACCAAGAAACGUACCACAGUAAGGAAAACGUGCAAAACAGCCCGGGUUUCCUCAUCUGGGAACUAAGAGAACUUUUCAACCAUGGAUCCAUUGGAUUCCGGCAUGCGAUACACCCCAAAAUCCCAGGACAAGGACUGGGACUCGGCGGUGCAGUUCCUCCCGGCCACCGACUCGCGGAAGCUGGAGAAGAAGAAGGGUCCGGGGAAGGUGGGAGCGGCCAUCGGCCUGGUGAUCUUCGCUGCUGUCAUUGCCCUCAUGACCGGCCUGCUGGUGUGGCACUUCCACUUUCGUCAGGAGGAGAAGGUAAAGAAGAUAUACACUGGAUCUUUGAGAAUCACCAACCAGGCGUUCGUCGAGGCCUACGAGGACCCCAACAGCACCGAGUUCAAAGUACUGGCCACGGAGACUGUCAACCAGCUGAGAAACAUCUAUUCCAAAAUACCGCAGAUCUCCAAAUAUUACGUUGACUCCACAGUGUCAGGUUUCAGUGAGGGCAGUGUGAUUGCCUACUACAUGUCGGAGUUCAGUGUGCCCUCUGGGCAGGAGUCUGCCGUGGACGUAGUCAUCCAGUCCCUCGACAAGUUUGUGGACCAGCAGCAGGGCCGAAUGCGGACGAAGAGCACGCUCCAACUAGACCACGUAGAGGCCAGAGCCCUGGAUGCUAGACUGUUCAGGACCUCGUUCAAAGCCAUGUACCGCUAUUACAAACACGUCCAGGGGGACGGGGUCGGGACUCUGCAGUCUCCGGGUUUUCCGAACGUCCCGUACAGUCCCAACACCUUGGGCAAGUGGGAAAUCCGGGCCGAUCCGGGCUAUGUGGUCAAGCUGAAGUUCGACACCUUCAGCCUGGAGGAGGACUGCAGCAAAGACUUCGUCAAGGUGUACGAUUCACUGGCCCCCAUCGAGAGCCAUCUCAUGGCAGAAGAGUGCGGGACCAACCCUCCCAACGAGCCCCUGGUCUUCACCUCCUCGAGGAACGUCAUGCUGAUCACACUCGUCACCGAUGACAGCAACCACUUCCCCGGCUUCCUGGCUCACUUCUCUCAGGUCCCCGCCAGCAAAAACCAGGACUGCGGUGGACAACUGAGAGGGUCGAGAGGCACCUUCACGUCUCCCAACCACCCCGCCUACUACCCCCCUAAGGUCACCUGUAAGUGGAACAUUAAGGUCCCAACGGGGAAAGUGGUUAAGGUGACGCUCAGUAAGGUAAUGGUAGAACCGGGCCAGGGCUCCAGCAGCUGCACCAAGGACUAUGUGAAAAUCAACGGGGAAAAGCACUGUGGAGAUCAUGAGGUCAUCACAGUCACCAGUCAAAACGACAAGAUGGAAGUCGAGCUUUAUUCUGACAAGUCUGUCGUCGACUACGGCUUCUCUGCCGAGUAUGAGGCAGUCGACGCUUCUGACGUCUGCCCUGGGAAGUUCAAGUGCAAGAACACCCGCUGUAUCGGCAAAGCCCAGGCGUGUGACGGCUGGAACGACUGCGGUGACAACAGCGAUGAGGCAAAAUGCAGAUGUACGGAUACUCAGAUCCAGUGUAAGAACUCCCUUUGCAAGCCCAAUUUCUGGCAGUGCGAUGGUGUUGAUGACUGUGGGGACAACACUGAUGAGCUGGGCUGUGGGUGCGGCAAGGGAGAGAUCACCUGCAAAAACGACAAGUGCGUCUCCGAGAAGAGGAAGUGUGACGGCCAUGACGACUGUGGGGACGGCACGGACGAGGCGGACUGCCCUAAGACAUCGACCGAGGUGACCUGCUCGGAGCAAACUUUCCGCUGCAACGACGGGACGUGUGUCAGCAAGCCGAACUGCGAGUGUGACGGGGUCAGUGACUGUGAAGAUGGCUCUGACGAAGUCGCCUGUGACUGUGGGAAGCAGCCAUAUAAGAGCCAGCGCAUCGUCGGGGGGACGAACGCUGAGGAGGGCGAAUGGCCCUGGCAGGUCAGCCUCCACAUCAAAAACUCGGGACACGUGUGUGGCGCGUCCCUCAUCAACGACCGCUGGCUGGUGACCGCCGCCCACUGCGUGCAGGACAGCUCCAAAGUCAAGUACUCGCAGCCAGGUGUGUGGGAGGCCUACCUGGGCCUGCACAAGCAGGGGGAGAUGGGAGAAUUUACAGAGAAGAGGAACAUCAAACGCGUUAUUGACCACCCAUACUACAACUCCUACACCUUCGACAACGACAUUGCCCUGAUGGAGCUGAGCAGCCCGGUCUCCUUCAACAAGCGCAUCACGCCCAUCUGCCUGCCCAGCUCAUCGCACGACUUCCCCUACGGCAAGUCCGUCUGGAUCACAGGCUGGGGGGCCACCCGGGAGGGCGGUUACGGCGCUUCAGUGCUACAGAAGGCGCAAGUGCGAAUCAUUAACGGCACCGUCUGCAACAAACUGAUGGGCAACCAGAUCACCUCGCGCAUGAUGUGCGCCGGUGUUCUUAGCGGAGGGGUGGAUGCCUGUCAGGGUGACUCCGGCGGGCCUCUCUCAGCCAAGGAGACUGGCAGCGGGCGCUUGUUCCUGGCGGGCGUGGUGAGCUGGGGUGACGGCUGUGCCCGGAGGAACAAGCCGGGGAUCUACACCAAGGUCACCAAGUACCGCAGCUGGAUUAAGGAGAACACAGGGGUGUAGGGUCCAGAAACCCAGGGGUCAGGGACGCGGGCGGGGGGAACUUGGGGUGGGGGGUUUGUGGACAUACUGAAGGACAGAAGACCCCUGGUCUGGCUGGAAGCAAAGACCCUGGGCCCUGGGUCAAUUCAUGACAAUUCACUUUAGAUCUAACUGCCCACCCUAAACCCCCCCCCCUUGAGUCUCCCUACAGCCCAGAACCAAGAGCAAAGGGACUUGGGUUUGCACUCCCAACCCCCAACAAAGUACCAUAAUUCAGUUAACAUGUGGACCCCCCAAAGCCCAGGCUACAGACUGCUGUCGAAACACAAACCACUUUUAAUUACUUUUGAAUUCAGUGAAAUCAAUUUUGUGCAUGUGUGAACGAACGUGCACACGAGUGUGCGUGUGUGUGUAUGUACAUGUGUGAAUGUGUAUGUAUUUCUUAAAAAUGUGUUUUAUGGUGGGGUUGUUACAGAUUUAAAAUAUGUAAAUAAAUGUUUUAUUUUAUCUUUUAAAUGUUGUUUUAGAACUACUUAAUUAUGCACGUGAUGCUGAUUCUGCAUAUUUGCACAAGGACGGGAAAAGUUCUCUGUGUGUAUGCGGUGAAGGGACUAUGACUGUGUUUAAAACUGCAAACUACUCAUACUAAAUUUCAGGCUUAUUUUCAUUGAAAAGUAGUAUGCUAAGUAUACAGUUUUUAACACAGCCAUUGUUUCCUCUACUUCCUGUCUGCAGCUUGCAGCAUAGCACAACUGAAAGCGCAGUUUUUUUUCUUUCUCCAAAACCAGUCAUUCAACUUGCUCUGGAAACUGAUUUACUCCAAACCAGUGCUUUUUGACUGCAAAUCAAAAUCUGAAUCUCCUUUUCAGCCCUGUUGAGUGCUUGAAUGUCUGUCAGUUUCAUACCAUUCAUCAUCAGGGAAUCCAUAUGUAGAUAAAUGGUAUAAUGGUAUUUCUACCGCUCUCUCUCUCUCUCUCUCUCCCUCUCUCUGUUCACAUAUGUGAAUUGCAUUUUUUUAAACUACCUGAUGAAAUGCUGAUGUUUGUAUGUAUGGAAUUUAUUUAAAGAGAGAACAAAUUAA